Chaetomium fimeti is the source of this 717-nucleotide messenger RNA. RefSeq lists its product as uncharacterized. The record is from RefSeq and is a predicted model, not a curated record. NCBI's taxonomy places the organism in Eukaryota, Fungi, Ascomycota, Sordariomycetes, Sordariales, Chaetomiaceae. The transcript has a single exon. Bases 191 to 679 code for a protein of 162 amino acids.
UACCACAAGGUUUCGAUUGGGGGUCACAUGUUAGAACGAUAUAUGUAGUUGGUACAAUGCUGUUGAGGGCGUCGAGAUCACAAUAUGGGACAAGACCACAUCCCAUCCCCCCACGCAAAACGAUGGCACUCGCAAGCGAAUAUUCACUACCAACUACAUCCCAGCAGAAGCACAAGAUGUCGCCUCGCUGAUGCUACCGCUAACUCCCUUGGCGGGGCGCGAAAGUGGUUGCAGUGUAGUUGGUGUCCCGGGUGGACGAGGGCAAGUGAAAAAAAAACCAGUUCAAGAGGCAGCCAACCAACCAACGACCAACGGAUCUCUAAACUCCCCCACCUUCCGAUCCCCAAGCGCAGUUCCAGAAAUAUCAAGAGUCACAGGGAUCUUUUGCUUCUUUUCCGAACCACCUCCCCCGUUGUUGUGUAUUAUCUCCGAAGCCAAGCAAAGAAGAAGCGAGCCCAAUCCAUCCAGGUUCCGCCCUUCCAGAAGAAAAAGAAACAAAGAAACAAGGUUGGCUGCCGAGAGGCGAGCCGAAUAUCAUCACAGUGAAAUGGUGUCGUCGAUGGGAUUGUGUUGGUGGAAGGAGGAAGCCAAGGUUGUCGCGUGUCGUAGUCGGUUCGUGGGAUUUCAUCCUCCUUGCAUGAUCGGCCGUCGUCGACGUGGGCUGGCUGCCAUGGGUUGAGGACGGCGAGUGAGCACGCCGCUACCAACCCUCUGUCG